This is a messenger RNA of Alligator mississippiensis (American alligator), 4180 nucleotides long. It is a transcript of the gene TCEA3, whose product is annotated as transcription elongation factor A3. The record is from RefSeq and is a predicted model, not a curated record. Gene Ontology annotation, biological process: transcription elongation by RNA polymerase II; DNA-templated transcription. Gene Ontology annotation, molecular function: nucleic acid binding; zinc ion binding. The transcript has 15 exons. Gene Ontology annotation, cellular component: nucleus. Bases 914 to 2287 code for a protein of 457 amino acids. Lineage: Eukaryota; Metazoa; Chordata; Crocodylia; Alligatoridae.
GGAUAGGGACAUCCAUCCCCGAACCCUCACAUUUCAGGGCACGCACCGGUCUCCAGCUGCGGGCAGGAAGAAAUGACCACCGACCGGGCAGGAGCGCCGCACGAGUUGUGCUCUGCAGAGCUGGGCACCGGGCAGGACCGUGCCAGCAGAUCCGGGGAAGGGUUUCUGGGUGAGGUUUCCAGCCUGAUGUUGCACCCGAGAGGCUGGCUUUAGAUGGAGCAGCCGAACAUUUGGGGCCCCUGACCCCAGCCCAGCCUUCAUGAAAGGCAGCAAGACCCUACGUUGGCACGAAAGGUAGCAAGUCCUUACACUGGCGUGGAAACCUUCCCUCUGCUCCCAGUUCGGGGUGCUUUUAGGGAAAGCCGGUCCUUCCCCAGGGUGGGCUCCGAUUACAAAACCCUCCGGCGAGGUGGGGCACGAGCUGGAUUCUCCGAGGAUCAUCCUGUGAUCCCUGCUGCCCCUGAAAGCCGAGGGGCAUUCCCAACCCUGAGCAAACUCCCACCCGCCUGCAGCCCCUUGGCCCGGCGCAGCCUCUCCCCACCUCCCUGCAAGCUCCAGGCUGCUUAGCCUUUAACUCCUAUAUUUAGUCCAGCCCCCCUGUGCUAUUUUGACUGCAUGGCAGCCGUGUAUAACUGGUCGGGGCCGCCACGCCUCCUUUUCUGCUUUCUCUGCGGCUUGCCUUCGCUCCCUUUCUUGUUCUCCCCUCUGCCCCCCCUUUCCUGCCAACUGCCCCCAAAAGCAGGAACAAAAGUCCCACCGCCCCUCCAUGCCCGAGCCCCCCGUCCCUCGCCCCCCAAACCCAGAUGAAAGCAGAGCCAAAGUCUCCCUUCCGUGAGCGCCUUUCCUGCCUGUUGUUCACCGCCUCGCUUCUCUCCCCCGCUCGCGAAACUUUGGAGAGCUCGGAGCUGGGAUUAUGGGGCAAGCGGAGGAGCUGGCGCGGAUUGCCAAGAAGCUGGAUAAGAUGGUGUCCAGGAAGAACCUGGAGGGAGCGCUCGAUCUGCUGAAGGAGCUGAACAGCUACACGAUGACCAUCCAGCUGCUGCAGACCACACGGAUCGGGGUGGCUGUCAACUCCAUCCGCAAGCACUGCUCCGACGAGGAGGUGGCGGCCCUGGCAAAGCUGCUCAUCAAGAACUGGAAGCGGCUGCUGGACUCCUCGGGGACCCAGAAGAAAGAGAAGGACUUGGAAAGUCAGAAGGAUAAAAAGGAGAAAGAGAAAAGACUCGACUUUUCCAGCUGGCAGCCCGAAGGAGCCAACUCCCACGGGCUGGAGCCCUGCAAAAGCCCGACCGAGAAGCACAAGAAGAAGCACAAAGAAAGAGACUUGUCUGACCGCAAGGCUCUCGAUGCACUUCCGGGCUCAAAGAAACAUUCAUCGGAGCAGAAGCAGGACAGGAAAUCCAGCAAGCCAGGCUCUCACCCGGUGACCCCAAAGAGCCACUCUAUGGACAGCAAGCACGACAGAGAGUCCGGCGACUCCAGGGGCUCCUCUGCUGCCUCUAAGAAGUCGCCCUCAGACAGCAAGAAGGAGAGGAGAGACUCUGCAGACUCGAAAUCUUCCACCAGCACAGCUGCCUCCUCCUCUUCCACCCCUCCAAAGAGGCUGUCGUUGGAAAGGAGGCCGUCUACAGGCUCCAGCCCGGUUGCUGCUCGGAAGAACUCCAGCGACGGCAAAGAGGAGAGGCAGAACAGCAGCAAAUCCAAACCGGAGACCCCCAAGACACCCACAAGCCCCUCCAGCCCCACGUUCGUCCCUAGCACCUGCCUCCUGGCCUCCUGCUACCUCACAGGAGACUCCAUCCGGGACAAGUGCAUCGAGAUGCUCACAGCUGCCCUGAAGAUGGAUGAUGACUACAAGGAGUUUGGCGUCAACUGUGAGAAGAUGGCUUCGGAAAUCGAAGAUCAUAUCUUCCAGGAGCUGAAGAGCACGGACAUGAAGUACCGCAACCGCGUCCGGAGCAGGAUCAGUAACCUGAAGGACCCCAAGAACCCCAACCUGCGGAGGAACGUGUUGUGCGGAGCCAUCGCGCCCAGCCUCAUUGCUAGGAUGACCGCCGAGGAGAUGGCGAGCGACGAGCUGAAGGAGCUGAGGAAUGCCAUGACCCAGGAAGCCAUCCGGGAGCACCAGAUGGCGAAGACGGGUGGCACCACCACCGACCUCUUCCAGUGCGGCAAGUGCAGGAAGAAGAACUGCACCUACAACCAGGUCCAGACCCGCAGCGCUGACGAGCCCAUGACGACCUUUGUGCUGUGUAACGAGUGUGGGAACCGCUGGAAGUUCUGCUGACAGCACUCGCCUUUGCCGCCGAGCGAUGAGUAAAGAAGAUAGAGCCUGACCAUCAAGGCGAGUGGAGCGUCUUGGACUUGUUCCUUAGGGACUGCCCCCGCCGGCCUCAGGGCCAGAAGGCUUGGGGCAAGAGUGCCGCCCACUAAAAGACUGCUUUUUGGCUGUACAUACUUUGAACGGAGUCAUCCCUUGGAAGCCGUGGGCAGGAAGGGCCUCGUAGACCCUUGUAGCGCAGCUCCGGGAAGGGAGCGCAUGCGUGGAGCGUGGUCACGGUGAAGGCAAGGACUCCGAGGGCUUUGGGGGGGUUUUCCUGCCAUCCUUGACCUCACCGAAAAGAGCCUCGUGGGAUCUGGGCUGCAGGGGGUCCGGGCCUGUCACUUAUGCUCUUCUUGUUCAUUUCCAAGCUUCAGCUGAGCCCUUUUUUAUUGGUAGGAGCUGGAUAAGCCCUGGCUUCCAGCUGCACGCGGGGAAAGCAACUUCCCUUGAGAUACAUGGGGGGUGGGUUGCAAACCCAAGCUCCAGGCACUUUUUGUUUUCAGUGGCUGAGUUUUCCCUGUCCCGGGGACUUGUGCUUGUUUCCCAGAGUCAUCCUGGGUAAGGGAAGCAAGCUUUUCACCUCCUACCCUGCCUCCAGCUAGGAAUAAGCAAAAUCUUCCACGACUGCAGCAAAUGUCUUGUCUAGCAUGAGCCACCCGGGGGCACCGACAGCACAUCACAGCCGGCCCCUGAAUGCAGCGGCUGAGAUGAGCUGGGGUCUUUCCCCGGGUGGAUCUGCUCCAGUCCCGGGGGUCGAGCCUCUGACUUCUGUUCCAAUGAGCCGACGACGGGUACCAGAUGCCAGGAGAUGUGGUUUCAGCUCCGGGAUGCCAUGAGGAGAAGCCGGCUCCGCACCACCGCAAGGGACUCUGCAAGGCAACCCGCCCCGCAGCCAUGCAGAGAAUGACCCUCGCGUGCCAGCACCCCAGCUGCCCCAGUGGGUGCUCUAGAUGACACCCCCGUUGCAUAUUGCUCCCCCUCCCUUUGCUGUGACCUAGGGCUGCAGGGGGGACUUAUCCCCACUCCCAGCCUGGUGACAACAGCUAUGCAGGGGAGGCAGCUUGCAAAAGCCUUGUUUGCAAAGGGGUGUCUACAGGUGUGGUGGGGAGAUGCUAGUCUGCCCACGAGGGUGAUCCUAGCCGUCCGCUGCAAAGCUCCGCUUGCUAACGUAGGCUGGAUUGAAGCACAAAGCUUGUAAACCGUGAAGGAGGGACCGGCCUUUGCUUUGCCUCUCCACCACCUCUCCAGUCCAGCGCACUGGGAAUACCCCAGCAAGGCAGGCCAGCCUCUAUGGGACAGCGCAGAGAUCCUGGUAGCAUUAGACAGACCCUCUUUCUGCACAAAGUGGGUGCCAAGUCAGGCUUAAAUACCCGUGUUGGUGGGUAUCUUUGUCCCAGCAGUGAUGGGAUGUAAUGUAAUGUCUAGCUUGGAUAAAAUAAGCAUUGUCCCUGCUUCCUGGCACCUAGAGCCCCGUCGGAGCUGGGACAGCGGCGCCCCCCCCCCCCCCCCGAGCCACUCAGCUGCUCUUUGCUGUAAAUAAUUGCACCCCUUCUUUGUGGUUGCCUUUGCAUAUCCUAAUGGAGGAAGGGGAGACCCCAGGAGAGCCAGGUAAGGAGCAGGAAUCACAUCGAGGCGGGGAGAGGGCUGACCCUCAUGGGGGGAGACCGGAGCUGCCACCCCCUCCGUUCUCAGGCCUUGCAUGCCAGCUCGCCUUCCUCCUCUCUCCAUCAGCCAGGUGCCCUCUCCCAUAUGCCGCGUGUGGACUGCCCCUCUGGCUUUCUCCAACUAUAUCCUGGGGGAAAAAACGAGGGAGAAAAUCUUUAGCCUUUGAGCAAUAAAAGUAUACCGAGCACCUGC